Enhydra lutris kenyoni (northern sea otter) is the source of this 568-nucleotide messenger RNA. RefSeq names its product small integral membrane protein 11A (gene SMIM11). The transcript is spliced from 5 exons. The record is from RefSeq and is a predicted model, not a curated record. The coding region runs from base 219 to 395 and encodes 58 amino acids. Lineage: Eukaryota; Metazoa; Chordata; Mammalia; Carnivora; Mustelidae.
AGUUGCGGUUCCUGUGCAGUCCAGGCGCUGGAACCUACGCGGCCUGGAGCUAUGGGACCAAGGCCCUGAGAGGGAAGUCACUUACCAGAGUGUGUAGGUUCUUCAUGCAGAGCUCAAGUCUUCUGACUCUGGGGAACAGCAAGACCUGCCCUUCGAGCUCCUCUCCUCAUGUGCUUGUCCGAGGGGGCCUGCAUUGACCCAGAGUGAAUCCGCCCAACAUGAACUGGAAGGUUCUGGAACACGUGCCCCUGCUACUGUAUAUCUUGGCAGCCAAAACCUUAAUUCUCUGCCUGGCAUUUGCCGGAGUCAAAAUAUACCAGAGGAAAAGGUUGGAAGCAAAACAGCAACAACUGGAAGCUGAGAAAAAGAAGCAGUUGGAGAAGAAGGAGAACUAAAGGGAAGUCAGAGAAUUUGCGUUUACAUGUCAGCCUGAGUGGAUUCUUCUGAGUGGCUGAGAAGAUAGAGGAGACAAUUACUGAAUGAUGUGUCAGAGGAUAAACUCCCAACCUGUAGGGUUAACUUAAAAUUAUAUGAACUUUUGGGGCACCUGGGUGGCUCAAUGGGUUAA